Rhodotorula graminis WP1 is the source of this 1728-nucleotide messenger RNA. RefSeq lists its product as uncharacterized. The record is from RefSeq and is a predicted model, not a curated record. Lineage: Eukaryota; Fungi; Basidiomycota; Microbotryomycetes; Sporidiobolales; Sporidiobolaceae. The transcript is spliced from 8 exons. Bases 1 to 1728 code for a protein of 575 amino acids.
AUGACGAUCGACCCUGCAGAGACCGACACGUUGAUCGGGUCGCCGUGCUCGACCGACAAGAGCUGCGCGUCGCCCGAGGUCGACAACGUGCGAGUCGACGACGACGCACCCGGCGUGCGCAACCACCCGGCGCCGCCGUACUCGCCGAGCGCCUCGUCGUGGGCUUCCAGGCGUCGCAAUAUCGUGUGGGCAGGCCGACUCGGACUGCUCUGCUUCGCCGCCGCCGUCUACUUCAUGGUCACGCUCGACACGUCUCGACCAUAUACCUGUCCCGACCCGUUCGCCCCUCGGUCCGCCACGUCCUCGCUUGAGCGCAGGUCGAGCACGUUCGUCGUCCCGACCUUGUCGCCCUCGUUCACCUUGGCGCUCAUUCACGACCUGUCGACCUGCAACUCGUUCGAGGUCGUCAUCUCUCGUACCGACGUCGAGCGUUGCAGGCGCGCUGAGUACGAGAUCGAGCCGUCGCUCGACGAGGACCUGAACCAGUGGAUCAAGUCGCGGCUCGGCUCGGAUACGUUUGCCGUCUCAGUCGAGGGCGCCGAGCGGCAGCUCCUCGACGUCCCGAGCGAGUACCUCGGCAACUGCUCGUACGCCUACCGGUUCAACCUCGUCAACGCGGGCCCCGUCUGGAUCACGGUCGAGCUCCUGCACGAGGACUACGAGGGCUUCAAGGAGCCUCGCGAGGUCGUCACGACGCGGCCUGCUCCCGUCCUCGCACGACUACCUCUCCUCGAGGGCCCUCUCAAGGUCGAUCUGUGCCCGUCGAGCUGCGCGCCGUACAUGCCGCCGCGCCUCGUCCCGGACGAGCUUGUCGUCUCCCUGUCGUCGUUCGACGCACCAUCUUCUCUCGGCAACGCCGUCGAGCGGGCCCGUCCGACGCCUCUUCCGCCGUGCAACUCGACCUCGUCUUUCGCCGGCGCCUACCUGCCCCUGCCGCACUACGCCCUCGCCCAUCCACAAGCUCGUCUCCCCGAGUCGACGCGUGCGACGGCAGAGCGGCGAGCGUCCGCCGGCCUGUACACGUAUCACCGGCCGUCGUGCUCGAUGGACCACGCCGGCGUGCGCUUCGUCGACCACUCGCCCUGUCUCGCGAGCCGCCACAAGGCGCUCUUCCUCGGCGACAGCCACGCUCGAGUCGCUUACGACGUCAUCAAGUGGCGACUCGAGGGGCACGACGACUUUGCGCUCGAGAGCCCGAAGGACCUGCUGAAGAACUCGACGUUUGAGAACCUUGGUCUCUACUUCAAAUGGGACUCGUACUUCGACCAAAAGCUCAGCUGCGACUACCUCGACCAGUUCGACUCGAUUACCUUGAGCACGGGCUCUCAUCCGGCGUGCUUCAAGUGCGCGCCGACAUCGCAGUGGGUCAAGCACGUCGAGACUCGCCUACACGACCUCGCCGACCUGCUGCGCACCUGCCCGACCCGAAAGUCGCGGUCCCUUCUUCUCUUCACCUUGCCCUCGUUCCCGCCGGAAAUCGGCCGCAACGACUGCCGCACCGGUCCGCGCAUGCACAGAUGGAGCGAGGAGCUUCGUCGGAUCGCCCACGAGCAGGGUGAGUGGGAGAUCGUCGACGUCGAGCAGUACUCGAGGCCCAUGCAGGACGACAUUCGCCUCUUCGACGGGACCCACUUCCUGCGCACAGAAGCCAUCGACCCCGUCGUCGACGAAAUCAUCGCACGCCUCGGGUUCUGCAGCGAGAGGGCGGUGGGCGAGCAGUUGGCGUAG